AUGUCUUACCUCAUCGUGCUAUUACUGCUAGCUCCAGUAUUAGGGCUAUCGCCCGAGUCGAUCGCAAACACGCUAGAGCAGCUUAAGGAGGCGCAUCAGCUCGAAACAGCAUCGCUGGCAUUUCCGUCUUGCGUUCUUGAAGUGCUUUCCACGAUCAUGCCGCAAUGUCAUGGGGGCCAGUCGGCGCUGACGGAGCACGAGAAGCAGGACACCGCGAUCCGGCUCACAAUGUGCAUUUUUGACCGUCAAGACGGCUCCAACGGCUCCCUGACACUACCGGCAGAAUGCUGGAACCACAAUAACCGUGAAUGUAUCGCAAAACUCGCGUCCAACCCCGUUUGGUGGACAACUUUCUUUGGCUACCUGAAUCUGGUAGAGCAGCUGUGCCACUACUACAGCGAGCCCUACGAAACGCAAAGACUGCUCGAAACGUACCGAGAUGCUUGGAAAAAGCUCGACGAGCUUAUGGCUACCCUCAGCCGAAUCGACGACCUCGGGACAGGCGUUCUGGACCAGCUCAGACAGAAUUUGGUAGCAACGUUCGACUCGUUGCAACAGGACCUCCAGACGCGGUUUGAGGAGAUGAGAAAAAAAGCAGAAAAUCAACUGGAUACAGCAUUCGCGUCGGUGGAUCUCAAGAUGGACUCAUUGCUCUCCAAUGUGUACAAAGUGAGCGAUAAUCUGGAGAACAUGCACGUCGAGGCGGUGAAAACAGCGGAGAAUUUUUUCACAGAGCUCAACAAAUGGCACGAUCAGAGCCUGCAGGAGCUCGCGCAGCAAAUGGAGGCGUUGAACAGCGAGCUGCGAAAAAAUACCGAGCUGGAAAAUGAACGGCUGAUAAGCAGUCUUUCCGCGGAGCACGAGAUGAUGGCCGAACGGCAGAAAAAGAUGGAUAGCGAGACGGCGACGCGGUUCCGGGAGUGGGAGACGCGGCUCGAGACGAUGAACCGGUACUUGGGCAGCUCGCUAGCGCGGUUCGAACGUCUGCAGGACGUGAUGGACAGGUUUAAUGUGCUGGGGCAGAUGAGCCGCGUGGUGUACGGGUGUGGGUUAUUGGGGUUGCUGGUGGUUGGGUACUUUGUCAGGUUCGAAAGGCUGCUGGUUAUCCUGUCGUUUGUGGGUGGUGCGUACGUGGGUGCUGGCACUCUGGACUGGCUGGGGUGGUGA
Messenger RNA from Ogataea parapolymorpha DL-1, 1167 nucleotides. RefSeq names its product Nuclear fusion protein KAR5. Gene Ontology annotation, cellular component: endoplasmic reticulum membrane. Gene Ontology annotation, biological process: nuclear membrane fusion involved in karyogamy; karyogamy involved in conjugation with cellular fusion. The record is from RefSeq and is a predicted model, not a curated record. Lineage: Eukaryota; Fungi; Ascomycota; Pichiomycetes; Pichiales; Pichiaceae. The transcript has a single exon. The coding region runs from base 1 to 1167 and encodes 388 amino acids.